Molecule: messenger RNA, 732 nt
Organism: Neltuma alba
Lineage: Eukaryota; Viridiplantae; Streptophyta; Magnoliopsida; Fabales; Fabaceae
Product: chaplin-A-like
Exons: 3
Coding region: 1-732 (243 amino acids)
Source: RefSeq, a predicted model, not a curated record
AUGAGGCAUAAGAAGCAAAGGCCUGGAGGCUUCUUGCAGAGGUUUCCCUCUCGGAAGAGAGGUUUGAAGAAGUCAUGGCACUCAUCUUUGAAGCCAUUGAUGCCUCUGUUGAGCCGGCUGCCAAUCCUCAAUCUGCCAAGGAAGUCGAAGCAGCAGACUCAACCUGCUACCCGUCUAUGGUGGCCACUUCCCGAGAAUGCCUUGUACUCCACGAAGCUUUCUGCAAACUCAGCCAUCAUCGUCGUCGUUCGUGCAUCACCCAAAAUGGCUCUCCAACAGUCCAAAUUGUUAAUUUUGUUUCUGCUACUUUCCAUCAAAAUAGAAGCAACCUUCGAGAAUGUCACAAACCCUGUUUCGUCGUCGUCGUCCUCAUCCUCGCCGUGGUUGAAGAAGUUGCAUACCGGAGACGCAUUAGUGGGUGUUGGAACAGACCGUUUGUGUACCAACACUAACAUCGAUCCUUUCAACUGUGGUUCCUGUGGGAACGUUUGCUCCUUCGGCAACUUGUGUGUCUUUGGGUUGUGUGGUUAUGCACAGCAGCCGCCGCCUCCACCAUCAUCCCCGUCGUGUCCUCCUCCUCCUCCUCCUCCUCCGCCAUGUCCUCCUACGUCUCCACCACCGCCUCCAUGUCCUCCUAUGCCAAAGCAGAUGCCGCCGCCGCCACCUACGGCUGAUCACCACCACGUUCUUCGUCAACCACUCUCCGAACAUCAUCGGCCAACUGAACUGUAG